UGGCUUGGUAGUUCUCCGGCUAGAAUCAUGCUCUUUCCCGGCAAUCAAACCGACGGGCCUAGUACUUUCUCAUCACCGGAGCAAACCAUGGAUACUCAACUAGAAAAGGUCUAUGUCGCUGUCGGUAACGAUUUGAACGAAGGGUUGGGAACUUUGGAUUGGGCACUUAGGAAAUGGUGUGGCUGCCAAACAAUCUGCUUCGUCAUUGUUCAUAUUGAUAAUAAUCCCAGAGAUUUGGUUAGCACCCCCAGUUGGGAAGCUUCCUGCAAGUUCUGUAAACGAUGAGAAGUUGGAGAUUUUUAGGAUGUGUGAGCAGGAGAAGACAGACAAACUAUUGUCCAAAUACAGGGCUUUCUGCGGCAAGGUGAAAGCGGAAGUUUUAAAAAUGGAGAAAUCAGAAGAACCAAUUCACAAAGCUAUUGUUGGAUUGAUCUCAAGCCAUCAAUUGACCAAAUUGGUUAUGGGGAUCACACUCGUAAAACAGUCAUCUUGGAAAACCAAAGGGGCCAUCAGUGGAUCAUUUUACAUACACAGACACAAACCCAGUUUCUGCGAACUGUAUAUAAUCUGCGGAGGGAAAUUGGUGUUUCUUAGGGAAGAAAACGAUGAAGAGUACAUGGAAGAUGAAAGGGGAGUAAUGGUUGCUAAGCUGAAAGAGAAAGGAGCAAGUGUGAAAGGUUGGUUUGGUAAGAUGUUCAUAGACAAUGUGGCCAACCAUGAGCCUCACGCUCAAGGGAGAGGCUAUCAUCAUCGUGGCGUGCUACCUACCUUAGCCGCCAUGGACACAGAGACAAUAAGCUCGAGUACGCGUGAUUGGUGGGAAGAUUAUGCCCCAGAAGUUGAAAGCUAUUUCCAGUGCUUGUUGCCUUCUUCGAAUUUGAUUGAAAAAGAGGGUACCACAGGGCCUAGUCCUACCGAGACAGCCAAUUUGGAACUUGAACACAUCGUUAAUGGUGAUUCUAUGGGUGCCCAGAACAGAAUCGAAGCCUUGAAAGCUAAGAUACAGGAAGUUCAAAAAUUCAUAGAAGAGAAAAGAGAACAAGCUAAGGGAUACGUGGAGAGACAAUUGCGAUCUGCAUCUGUAAUUACUUUGUGCAAUCGAAGGGCUGUAGAACUUGAAGCUCGUAUAAGUGAAGAGAUCAACAAUAAAACUGAUCUCAAGAACAAGCUUGAAGCAGCAAGAGAACACAUCUAUGAAGUGUCGAGCGAUAUCGAGGAGAGCAAGAGCAGGUUACGCUCCAUACUUGAACUCCAAUCUGAGUUAGCGACCAAACUUCAGUCUACAUCUCUGGCAAAAUCACACGUCGAAGCCCAAUUGGAGAAUGCAACAGCUGCAAGGACUGAGAUACUUCGUGAAAUGGACGAGUUGCGUCGCCAACGAGACUUACUGCAUCGGAGAAUCGUGUUCUGUAGGCAAAGGGAAGCCAUAGCUGCGGCCACCACCACAAGCUCAUCAGCAGGACCCGAUCAUCUCGAUUACGGUCAUAGGAAGUUCACGGCCGACGAGAUUAGAACGGCCACUGAUUAUUUCUCGGAGCAAUUGAGGUUGAAAAAGAGAGGUGAUCAGACGCAUUUGUAUAGAGGAAGACUCAACCAUAUGGCGAUUGCUAUCGAGGUGCUGGAUUCGCUUACUGCUCUGUCUCAAGAAGAAUUCCAAGACAAGGUGGAGCUCCUAAGCCAGUUACGUCACCCCAACCUGGUUAACAUGAUCGGCGUCUGCUCCGAACUGAAAUGCAUCGCAUACGAAUACAUGCAUAAUGGUAGCUUGCAGGAUCUCCUCUUCUCCACUCAGAGAAACCCUAAAAGUAAUCUUAACUAUAAGAGGAACCCUAAUCGUCUUCGGUGGCACUUGCGCAUUCGAAUUGCGGCAGAGGUUUGUUUGGGCUUAGGCUUUUUACACUUGGCCCAACCCAGGCCCAUCUUCCAUGGUGAACUGAACCUCGCCAACGUUCUCCUCGAUCGCGACCUCGUAGCUAAGAUCACUACGUCCAAGCUAUCUCAUUGCUCAGACCAGUCACAGCUACGAUCGGAUAUAUGUGGUUUUGGAGUUGUGAUGCUGCAACUUCUGACCGGUAGAGAAGGGGAUGGGCUGGUGGAGGAAGUAAGAAGUGCCAUGGAAGGUGGGGUCCUAAAUGAGAUUUUGGAUGCGGUGGCUGGAGAAUGGCCGUUGGAUUUGGCGAUGGAAUUGGCGAGGAUAGCAAUGAGGUGUGUGUGUAUAAAUGAGAGCAUGGAGUUGACGACAACUACGGUGAUGAAAGAAGUGGAAGAGGUAAGGAGAAAGGCAGUAGAGCUUAGGGAGAAGGAAGGAUCUGAGAUAGUGGUGGAAGGAAGUGGCAAUAGGAACCAGGGUGACAUUCCUUACAUUUUCCUCUGCCCUAUUUUGCAGGAGGUGAUGAUUAACCCACAUGUAGCCGCAGAUGGGUUCUCAUACGAGUUAGGAGCUAUAGCAGAAUGGUUGGGGACAGGGCAUGAGACAUCACCAAUGACCAACUUAAGGCUUGAUCACAAGCUACUCACCCCUAACCACACCCUCCGUUCUCUCAUUCAAGAGUGGCUUAACAAUUAAUCAUCCUUUUCUUCCUCCUAAUCUUUUAUUUUUGGCUCCCAUUGUUCUUGUGGUUGUAUUCGUUUAUUUGUUGUGUCCUUACCUUCCCUUCCCUUCUUCCUCGUAUAUGGUUGGGUUCUAGUGCAUGCGAUCUGACCUGGAGUGCUUUUAUGCCAUGGAGAGGGAAGUUUGUACGUAUUUAUAAAGGAAAAUAAAAG
Messenger RNA from Telopea speciosissima, 2763 nucleotides. Its product is annotated as putative U-box domain-containing protein 50. The record is from RefSeq and is a predicted model, not a curated record. Bases 305 to 2566 code for a protein of 753 amino acids. Gene Ontology annotation, molecular function: ubiquitin-protein transferase activity; protein kinase activity; ATP binding. NCBI's taxonomy places the organism in Eukaryota, Viridiplantae, Streptophyta, Magnoliopsida, Proteales, Proteaceae. Gene Ontology annotation, biological process: protein ubiquitination; protein phosphorylation. The transcript is spliced from 8 exons.